GCGGCGGGGGAGGCUGUUUAAAGUGGCGCUUGCGGGAUGGCGGAGCCGGCGGACUAUCCCCCGUUCCAGCUGGGGAAGCCCCGCUUCGAGCAGAGUUCAUUUUAUGGCAGAUUCAGGCACUUCCUGGACAUCAUUGACCCCCGCACCCUGUUUGUGACUGAGAGCCGGCUGAAGGAGGCAGUGCAGCUGCUGGAGGAUUACAAACACGGCACUCUGCCCCCAGGAGUCACCAACAAACAGCUGUGGGGAGCUCAAAAAAUCAAACAGGCCAUCAUCCACCCUGACACCAACGAGACCAUCUUCAUGCCUUUCCGAAUGUCAGGUUACAUCCCCUUUGGAACCCCCAUCGUUGUUGGUCUCCUCCUGCCCAACCAGACCCUGGCCUCCACUGUGUUUUGGCAGUGGUUGAACCAGAGCCACAACGCGUGUGUGAACUAUGCAAACCGCAACGCGAGCAAGCCUUCUCCGACAUCCAAGUUCAUCCAGGGCUACUUGGGAGCUGUCAUAAGUGCUGUCUCAAUAGCAGUGGGCCUUAAUGUUCUGAUCCAGAGAGCCAACAAGUUUACCCCGGCCACGCGGCUGCUGAUCCAGAGGUUUGUGCCAUUCCCCGCUGUCGCCAGUGCCAACAUCUGCAACGUGGUCCUGAUGAGGCACACGGAGCUGGAGGAGGGAAUCGAUGUGUUGGACACUAAUGGGAACAUCGUCGGCUCUUCCAGAGUUGCUGCCAAACACGCCCUGCUGGAAACAGCCCUGACCAGAGUGGUCCUGCCCAUGCCUAUACUGGUUCUACCUCCCAUCAUCAUGUCCGUGCUGGAGAAGACGUGGCUCCUGAGGUGCCGGCCCCGGAUGCUGCUCCCGGUGCAGAGCCUCGUGUGCCUGGCUGCCUUUGGGCUGGCGCUGCCCCUGGCCAUCAGCCUCUUCCCGCAGAUGUCCGAGAUCGAGACGUCCCAGCUGGAGCCGGAGAUCGCCAUGGCCACCACCAGUAAAACCGUGGUCUACAACAAAGGCUUGUGAGUGCCAGAGGAGCAUCCCAGCCCAGGAGGUCUGGGGAGGGAAGAGGGGAAGCUCCAGCCCUGCGAGAAAGCAAACAGCAACAAGAAGAAGAUGAAAUAAUAGAGCUCGGUGAUAGGAGCUGCUCCCGGCAGCCCGGGAGUGAAUUAACACCUGCAGAGAACUGACACCUCACACCACUCAAAAAGAGUCAUAGUAAAAGUUCUAACUUAGCAACAGGAGCAGCAACUGCAACAAAUAAAAUCACGUUGAACCACUUUAGAACUAGCUAACAGAACUCAGAAUGGCUGGCACUGCAUGGAGGGAGAUCGGGGCGAGCUCAGAGCCGCCUGCGCGGCACAGACAUCACCCAGCACAUCCUGUGUCCCCACGGCUGCUGCACAACACCAGCUCUGCAGAGACCAAGGGGAGCGUGGCUGUGAUCGAUCAGGGGAUUGGGAAUGCCCAGUGUUGAUUUCUUGCCCAUCCCACCCCAGCACUCACCCCAGAGCUGAAGAGGAAUUGCCACGUCCGUGUGCCCAGUGAAGGGCUGGGCUGUGCCCCUCCGUCCUUCCUCCUCCUCCUCCUCCUCCUGCAGACACUGCUGGUGGCAUCCUGCCCUUCACUGCGAGACUGGCUGGCCCUGGAUCCCAGCCCCUGGAAUUCCACAGGGGCUUUGGCCUGGGUUUCAAGAUGCUGGAAAGCCGAGGUGCCCCCGGGUGGAGUGUUGGAGUAGAAAUGGUGCUGGAGCUGCUCUGUUCCUCUGCACAGCCCUGAGGGGGGUUUGUCCCACCCAGCACCCUCUGACAGGGAGGUUGUUAAUCUGAGGUGCUUGGCUAAGCCACGCUUUGCUGAGCUGGCGUCUAAGGACAGGAUGUGGUUUAAGUUUGGAUCAAUCCCCAGCUGGACAAGGAUCAUGGCAGGCCCCUUCCAACUGGAAUUCCUCUCCUCUCCUCUCCUCUCCUCUCCUCUCCUCUCCUCUCCUCUCCUCUCC
Molecule: messenger RNA, 1984 nt
Organism: Camarhynchus parvulus
Lineage: Eukaryota; Metazoa; Chordata; Aves; Passeriformes; Thraupidae
Gene: SFXN5
Product: sideroflexin 5
Exons: 14
Coding region: 37-1014 (325 amino acids)
Biological process (GO): citrate transport; mitochondrial transmembrane transport; monoatomic ion transport
Cellular component (GO): mitochondrial inner membrane
Molecular function (GO): citrate transmembrane transporter activity; monoatomic ion transmembrane transporter activity
Source: RefSeq, a predicted model, not a curated record